AUGUUAACCAGAUUAACGAGAACAAACAACAAGAUCUUGCCAAUUGUUAUUGGCAGUGCUGCUGUUGCGUGUUCUGCGUAUUAUGCAUCCAGAUUCUAUCAUCCAAUUUUGAACGAGUCUUCCAAAACUGUAUUCAAGGGUGACGAUCAAUGGAUCGAUUUGAAGUUGUCGCACAUUGAGGACGUUUCUCACGAUACUAGAAGAUUCACUUUUCAAUUGCCAGAGGCUGAUUCAGAGCUCGGUUUAACACUUUGCUCUGCAUUACUAGCCAAAUAUGUCACUCCAAAGGGCUCGAAUGUCAUUAGGCCUUACACACCAGUUGGCGAUCUUGCCGAAAAGGGUUCCUUUCAAUUGGUUAUCAAGCACUAUGGGGAUGGUAAGAUGACUAAUCAUUUAUUUGGUUUACAUCCCCCUGAAACGGUCUCUUUCAAAGGUCCAAUCAAAAAGUUCCCAUGGAAAGAGAACGCUUUUGAUUCCAUCACAUUGUUGGGUGCCGGUACAGGUAUCAAUCCGCUAUUUCAAUUGAUACAUCACAUUGCAAAAAAUCCUAACGAUAAGACUAAAGUCAACGUUUUCUACGGUAAUAAGACACCCGCUGAUAUUUUGUUGAAGAAGGAGAUGGACGCUUUACAAAAGGAGCAUCCUGACAAGGUAAAGAUCACUUAUUUUGUUGAUCAGAAGGAAGGUGAAUACGAUGGUGAAAUUGGUUUCAUUACCAAAGAUUUCAUCGAAGCUCAAGCUGCCAAGCCCGAUGAGAACACACAUAUUUUCAUUUGUGGUCCACCACCAUUCAUGAAAGCGUAUUCUGGUCCAAAAGUGUCACCAAGUGAUCAAGGUGAACUGGUUGGUAUUCUAAAAGACCUCGGCUACACCAAGGAACAAGUGUUCAAAUUUUAA
Zygotorulaspora mrakii is the source of this 897-nucleotide messenger RNA. RefSeq names its product cytochrome-b5 reductase (gene MCR1). Gene Ontology annotation, biological process: ergosterol biosynthetic process. Bases 1 to 897 code for a protein of 298 amino acids. Gene Ontology annotation, molecular function: cytochrome-b5 reductase activity, acting on NAD(P)H. The record is from RefSeq and is a predicted model, not a curated record. Lineage: Eukaryota; Fungi; Ascomycota; Saccharomycetes; Saccharomycetales; Saccharomycetaceae. The transcript has a single exon.